AUGUCAGCUGCACCAGCUGGUCGUGUUCAGCCAGCGCUCGGUUUCAAUCCGGCUUCGUACGGCUCCGUGGUUGCCGGGUCUUGUUUGCUCGAACCAAGGUCUAUGCGGAGCGAAAGGCGCGAUAGUAUCGACCAAGACGAAAACAGUCAGCAGAGCGACGAUCAUGCUACUCGAUACAGCCAGAGCAGUGCCACAGAGGAGGCAGAGGAGGCAGAGGAGGCAGAGGAGGAUGCAUCCUACACGCUUAGAGAUGAUGCAGCGAGCAUCUUGAGCGACUUUGCUUGCAUCUUUCAUCCGAACGAGUACAUGGCCGCACAGCAGAGGCUGGAGGAGAUCGAUCGAAGGAGCGAGUACAGCAGUUAUGACGAGGAGCGUGCACCCAUCUUGCCUGGCUCUUACGGUGCUCGGCGUUUCUCUGGAGCAGCGGUAGGCUCUGCAUGGUUCAAAGCACCCACUCAAGGUGGGCAUGUCAGCGGCAUUUCCAUCCGUCAAGCGCUUGUCGACCGCUCCACGAAACCGGGCUCGAACCUUGGUCUCGUCCUGAUUGCUGUCAGCCAAGUUUGCUAUUCAACCAUGAACCUCUUUGUCAAGCUGCUAGACGAGCGCCAAGGUCAGCAGGACGGUCAAGGUCAAGGUGAAGCGAUCGGUGCGCUUGAGAUCGUUGGUGUGGAGUGCUUGAUCAUUUGGAUCGGCUGUUUGCUUGCCAUGUGCAUGGCAAAGACGAAAAACAUCAUCCUUGGUCCGCCAGGAACUCGCCUUCUGUUGCUAGCCCGAGGCAUGUUUGGUUUUGCUUCCACCUUGGCUCUGUACAUCUCGCUACAGACGCUCAGCCUUUCGGAUGCUACUGUGAUCACCUUCCUCUCGCCGCUGGCCACGGGGUUUCUAGCAUACGUGUUGUUGCAUGAACCUUUUACUGUCCGCGAGAGGAUCGCUGGUGUGCUUUCGCUCGCUGGUGUCACUCUGAUCGCUAGACCUUCGUUCCUGUUUGGCAGCAAUGCAGGACAAGGCGCACCCGAAGAUGGCGAUAUCCAAGUUCCACCUGCCUCCCAACCUGGUUCGGCAAGCGAAGCAGGCCGGAUCGUUGGCAUCCUCGUCGCUCUGAGCGGUGUCGUCUUGAUGGCCGGUGCUUGGGUCUGUCUGCGUGGUAUUGGCAAACGUGCUUCGACCUAUCACUCGAUCUCGUACUUUGCUCUUUGCAGCUGGCUAUCGAGCUUUGUCGCCAUGUACGUGCUUAAGGAGCCUUUUGUGAUUCCCUCGUCUACACUUUCGCUGCUACUGUUGCUAGGCGUCGGUCUGUUUAGCUUGCUCGCACAGGUUUUCCAGACACUCGGAUUGCAGCGUGAGUCGGCAGGAAGAGCGGCUACCAUGUCGUACCUGCAGAUCAUCUUUGCGCUUUUCUGGCAGCUAGUGCUCUUUCGAUCGGUACCCGACUUGGUCUCGAUUGUUGGAAGUCUCGUCAUCCUCGCAAGCGGCGCCUGGGUUGCGCUGAGCAAGCAAGACGGUUCGGCUGCCAUGCAUUGA
This is a messenger RNA of Ustilago hordei, 1521 nucleotides long. RefSeq lists its product as uncharacterized. The transcript has a single exon. The coding region runs from base 1 to 1521 and encodes 506 amino acids. NCBI's taxonomy places the organism in Eukaryota, Fungi, Basidiomycota, Ustilaginomycetes, Ustilaginales, Ustilaginaceae. Gene Ontology annotation, cellular component: membrane. The record is from RefSeq and is a predicted model, not a curated record.